AUGCCUGUCUUCCACACGCCUUCGCAUUCGCAUGCGCGCACCGGCUCUGGCGCGAGCUACCAUGAGUCGGCACCGCGCUUCUCAUUUGCGCCUGAAACAUCCGGAAGACAGGUGAUUGAUGCAGAGCACCACGAGACCCGCAAACGGCGAAACGGCGACUACGACAACCCUUCUAUACGCGGUUUCACUGCACAGCCAUGGACUGGCACCACAUCAACAUUUUCGCAAUCCGAGAGCCCUGCUCCCCUUGCGCACGACCGAUACGCACUGGCUGGAGGUAGCAUCGAGGGCACGAACAGCUUCACACGGCAGAACGGGAACUACGACGACUACUUCCAUCUCCAGACACAGCGCGGAAUGUGGUCAUCGCCGACAAGUCCGUCGAUGCAGCCUAUGACGUUAGAUCGUGUCCCUUCGACACCAAAUGCGCCCAAUUCCUGGGUCGUUGAUUCGCUCCUGAACAUCGUUGGUGGAGUCGCAGGCAAGCUGUUUCAGUUCUGCACUGUGCCAUUUCGAGGGUUCCAAGCAGGAGGCGGACAAAGCUACAAUGCCGACGCGCAGUUCAAGAUUGCGUCAAAGUUAGGACUGCACGACGACGCAGAACCAAGUGGUCCGGCCGCUCCAGUACAGCAGAUCAGAUUCGAUACCCGCACCAACGACGACUACGGCGUUCGGUCGAUCGAAUCAGUGGACACCGAGCGGCCGCGAAUGCCAAAACGACUACGCACAGAAGAC
Macroventuria anomochaeta is the source of this 735-nucleotide messenger RNA. RefSeq lists its product as uncharacterized. NCBI's taxonomy places the organism in Eukaryota, Fungi, Ascomycota, Dothideomycetes, Pleosporales, Didymellaceae. The record is from RefSeq and is a predicted model, not a curated record. The transcript has a single exon. The annotation marks the transcript as partial.